AUGAUGUGUCUCUAAGGAACAAACACAUGAUGGAUUGAACUUUAAAACAAAAUGUCCAGGUGGGAUUUGACGCUUUGUGGAAUAUUUGGGAGUUUUGAUGAAUGAAACCAUGACGCGUUUUCUUCUUCAUCUGCUGUUUGUGUGAAGCUGCUCAAAGUCCAACAAAGAGUCCUUAAAGAGCGGAAUAAAGAAUGACCAAAGACACACACAGGACGAUGUGAUAAAAAAGAUUUCACGCAUCUUAAAGUGGAUGGAAACAGUGCGUCAGAGCUGAGCGGAGCGCCGUUACGCAUGGAGACAGCUCGGGACUGAGCUCCGCUUCCUUCUUGUUUUAACUCUGACAAAAGAGAGAAAAAAGUGAUUCUACUCCUCCUCGAACAGAAAAUGAGGAGCUGUCUUUUCCGGCUGGCACUCUUCGUGGCUUGCGUCCUCUCCAUCCGCUGCACCGCUGCGCCAGGGACCGAGGCGGAGGCGCACACGGCGCCCCGGGACACCUGCGCGUCCUGCGGCGUGGCUCAGCCGGAGGACCCGGAGUCGGGCCGGCUGAACGUGGACUUCCUGGAGGCGGUGAAGAGGCACAUCCUGAGCAGGCUGCAGAUGCGGGAGCGCCCCAACAUCACGCACCCGGUGUCCAAGGCAGCCAUGGUGACGGCGCUGCGGAAGCUCCACGCCGGGAAGCUGCGGGAGGACGGCAGGGUGGAGAUCCCCAACCUGGACGGACAUCCGAUGAGCAACGACGUGCUGGAGGAGAGCUCCGAGAUCAUCAGCUUUGCGGAGAAAGAUGAAAUGGUGACGUCCAAGUCCAGCCUGUUCUUCCUGAUCUCCAGCGAGGGGAACCAGAACCUGUACGUGACGCAGGCCACCCUCUGGCUCUACUUCAAGCUGCUGCCGUCUCCUCUGGAGGGGCGCCCGCGGCGAAAGGUGACGGUGAAGGUGUACUACCAGGAACCCGGCCUCGGCAGCAAAUGGAACCUGGUCGAGAAGCGCAUGGAGCUGAAGCGCAGCGGCUGGCACACCUUCAUGCUGACCGACGCCGUCCGGUUGGUGUUCGAGAAGGGCGAUCGGCGCCAGAACCUAGACGUGCGCUGUGAGGGCUGCGAGGAGGAAGGCGUCGUACCCAUCCUGGUCAACCACAACGACGAAUCCCACCGGCCAUUCCUGGUGGUGCAGGCACGCCAGGCCGACAACAAACAUCGUAUCCGUAAGCGGGGACUGGAGUGCGACGGGAGCAGCAACCUGUGCUGCCGCCAGCAGUUCUACAUAGACUUCCGGCUCAUCGGCUGGAACGACUGGAUCAUUGCCCCGUCGGGCUACUUUGGGAACUACUGCGAGGGAAACUGUCCGGCCUACAUGGCGGGCGUCCCCGGUUCGGCUUCGUCCUUCCACACGGCCGUGGUGAACCAGUACCGCAUGCGUGGCAUGAGCCCAGGCUCCAUGAACUCCUGCUGCAUCCCCACCAAGCUCAGCACCAUGUCCAUGCUCUACUUCGACGACGAGUACAACAUCGUGAAGCGGGACGUUCCCAACAUGAUCGUGGAGGAGUGCGGCUGUGCUUGAGUCCGUUCUUUAUUUAAGGUGGAACUGAAGAACUUUCACAAUAUCACAACAAAAAAAUGAAUAUAGAAACAGAAUAUUUAUGGACGACAGAGAAAACAUGCGCACACACAACCUCAUCCACACAUAUCUACACACUCAUGUAUGCCUGCACAGAAACUUGUAUAUAUAUUUAUGUUUGUUGAUAUAUUUCAUUAUAUUCUCUGGUGGAUUCGGUCUCCUUCAAAGGGACGUGAAGAGUUCUCCUCCAAAUCUUUAAAUAUCCACUUUGGUAAACAAUCAAUUUCUGAAGUUCUUCAUGAAAUAUCUAAAAGAUAGUGAGGAUCUUAUGUAACCUACUAGCCUUUGCAAAGCUACGAUUAGUCGCGUUGUUAGAGUUUUGAAGUGGGUAUCUCGUUUUGGAAUUAAACUCUUCAUGUUUAGAACAUAUAACCCAACCUUGAGUCUCCAGAGGAGCCUUACAUGAGUCACAAAGAAGGUUUGGGGAAGAUUCAGCGAUGCCUCUUACAAGAGCAGUGUGUGCAAACACUGAAAACGUUUAACACAUCAGUCACCAACGCACAGCACUUCUGGCCAGGAGUCACAUUCACACUAGAGAAACUUUGUUCCACGAUCAAAAGAGGCUUCAAGCUGAUACGAACAUUUGGACGCAUCCAGCAAAAACAUAAUCCAUAGAGACUUUUCAAGAAGGUUUCCACUGACACUGUCACCAAACCGUGAAAUAAUCCUCUAAACUAGAAGGUAGACCUGCAAAUGUGAGCUGGUUUCCAAUCAUUGAUAUGCAUCUCUUCACAGCUGUGGAUCUUCUCUUUCAAUUAUCGUUAUUGGUGAGGACACACGUUUCAAGCAACCUCUGAUCAUAUUUCUACAGGUCUUGCAGAUCUUUAAAUGUUGUGUGUAGGAAUGGAUGUCCUGACUUCUCGUUUAAGUCAUUCGCGCAAUCAAUUUUUCCGGAAAUUUAGAAACUUGUAACUUUAAAUUGCUUGAUUUUCUUGCUCUCCUCAAAAUUGUGCACCAAUUAGUUUUUUGACAAGUCAGAUUUGGAUCUUGCACUAUGAGAUAUUACAUCAUAUUGCUGCUCAGCAAGAUAAAAAAGGAUUGGUAAUAUUUUGAGAGCACAAUUUAAUAUUUGAGGAAAUGGUCCAAUGGUCCCCCACUGGAAUCUGAGCUAAUAACACAAACCACCUGGACCAAACGUCCACCCUUCACCUCAGUCUUUGAAUCAAUAAAGUCAAAUAAAAUAUAUUCCAAAGGACGGCAUCUUCCAAUCAUGGUAUGGGUUAAACAAAUACUCUUUUACAGUGUGUGACCAGGAAUCAGGUUGUCCUCAUGAACAGUUCAUAAGAUAUCCUGCGAAAAAAAGUAAUACGCUGAUGAUGAAGCAACGUUGAAAUUAACGUAGAAUGUCUGUCGGAUGGGGAGGUCAAACCCGGUCUUUCAACCAGGAGACUGGUGUUCAAGUUUUUUAAGCCUAACCCUGUUGUUUUUACCAAACUAUAACGUAGUGUAACACAGGUUGACUUUACAGAACAUUCAGUGUGUUUACAUGUACAGUUUAAUCAUGCUUAAAAAUCGAUAUUGGCGUCUAAUCGGACUUCUGUCCUUGUCCCAGUUUACAUGCAACUGAGAAAAAUGAAUAACUGACGGGAACAUGUCCUCCUCCUCAACACUGGGUGGGCGAUAUACAUCGUUUCAGCAACUUAAUAUGGCGCCCUUUCUGUUGACCUCAGUUUGACACUUUGCUACUGACCGUAAUCCUAAUUCGUUUUUUUAAAGUGUCAUGUAAACACACUGAUUGACUCUUUGUUUGUUUGACCACCCCUCCCACUAACUUGAACGGACUUUUGCGCUCUUUAUACUACAUCCAGAGUCUGGCUGUGACAAAAGUAGGGAUUGUACAGCAGCAUUCGUCUCUUCUCAGCAACGUGAUGCAAACAGCACUCAUCAAUUACUGUAGAAUAUCAUUCAAAUCCAUUGUAAAAGUUUUUGUAGGAAAUCAUCAAAUUCCAAUCCAUGCAGGGGUGACCUCAUUUUUAUCAGUUAACAUUCCUCCAGCUUCAGAUUUGAUCCUUUACAGUUCAAAUAAAAUAAGAAAAGAAACCUCUCAUUUCAGUCAGUGAAAGUGAAAAGUUGCCAUAUUGUUCAGUUUAGUGAUGGUGUAGCUUCGCACCCCGACACACACUUUGAUAGCACUUGCAGAUUGAAAUGCCUUUAACGAGCCCUGAGUGGCGCACCAUUGCCCACGGUCCUUCUAAAAGAAAUAAGUGCCGCAUGAGCUAUGCAAUGUAUAGUAUUUACCCGUAGACCAGACAAGCUGAACUUUAGCUCUUCUGACCAACUAUCACCAAUACUUGAAAUGUAAGUGUGGCGAGCAGGCGGGCAGGUCGGGCUUCGGUGAGAAGGUGGAGAGUUUCUGUGAUUGAUUGAAAAUGUGUUUUUGGUGGUCAUGUGACAGAAAGACUUGACCUGAUCCAGUGCCACUUAAAAAUAAAUUCAAGCUGUUUUGAAUUGUAUAAUGUGCAUAAGCUUAUAGCUCUGUCUAAUACUAGUUGCAUCACCGGGUAAAACGUAAAUAAGAACAGAAUGCAAAGUAUAUUUACAAAAACAAAAGUUAAUCAGUUUGAACAUAAAAUGUACUGUCUUUGUGCAGUUUAUUUGACUAUAUGUCAUUUAGGAUCACCACAUUAUCACAUUCUGUUUUAUUCACGUUUUAGACAACUUUUUUGCAAUCAUGGUUUUAGUUAUAAGCACCAAAAAU
Centropristis striata (black sea bass) is the source of this 4312-nucleotide messenger RNA. RefSeq names its product inhibin beta B chain-like. Gene Ontology annotation, molecular function: growth factor activity; cytokine activity. NCBI's taxonomy places the organism in Eukaryota, Metazoa, Chordata, Actinopteri, Perciformes, Serranidae. The transcript has 2 exons. Bases 385 to 1557 code for a protein of 390 amino acids. The record is from RefSeq and is a predicted model, not a curated record. Gene Ontology annotation, biological process: BMP signaling pathway; SMAD protein signal transduction. Gene Ontology annotation, cellular component: extracellular region.